GAGUAAGAUCAUAAAACUCUUGAUAACAGAAAUGUAUGUUCUGGGAAGACUUGAAGGUCAGCUACUGCUCAUAUUAUACAGACUGAAAUCACAGUAUAAAACAUGCAUUACAAUUUCUAAUUGGAUCAAUUAAUGCUUAUGGUGUUUGAGUCUGUUUGAAUAGGUGGUGGACUAACUCCCUGCUGCUACCCAUUUACACGUGUUUCUAUUUAAACAACACAUAACAAACUCCACCACAUGUUUGUCUUGCAAAGGCCUUUGAUUUUCAUUGCACAGUACUGGAAGCAGGCUAUUUAAAUUUAGCCUCUGAAUGUCCUCCAGGCACUUGGUAAUAUCAUUUAACAAUAUGUGACGACUAGGAUUCCAAUCCAGAAAUACAUCACACUCACACAGAGCAGCGCUGCCUUUAUCACUGAGGUACUGAGAAAGGAAAAACACAUUUACUGAACAGCUGGAAAGGUGAUGUUUCUGUACAGACAAGCAGGAAGUGAGAUAGUUUGAUCAGGAUAUCAACAAGCGUCUCAGUUAAAUAUUAGCAAUCAGAAUCAGCUGUCAUGCAUAAUCUUUUUAUUUACUAUAUUGAGAAAGCUAUCAUCAGCCUGAAGGUUGUGAAAGAGCUCUUUUAUUUAACCUUCGGGACGUUCUUCUAUGUUUUUGAGGCCUUUGCGCGGCUGUUGGUCCAUCCACCCAGAAAGGAUGUUGAAGGAGAGAUCGUCCUGGUUACUGGUGCUGCUCAGGGUAUUGGAAAGCUUAUAGCAGAGAAGUUUGGCGUACUCGGGGCCACCCUGGUGCUUUGGGAUAAUAACUUGGAAGCCAUUGAACAAACAACAAAAGAGCUAAGACGCAGUUUGGAUGUCAGGGUCUAUGCCUAUGUGUGUGAUUGCAGCAGACGGACAGAGGUUUAUAAAGUUGCAGAAAUGGUGAAGAGGGAAGUAGGUGAUGUGUCCAUACUGGUGAACAAUGCCGGAGUGGUAACAGGAAAGUACAAUUUUACAGAUGCCCCAGACAAUUUGGUGGACAGAACUUUAAGGGUUAAUGCAGCAGCACAUUUUUGGACCUACAAGGCUUUUUUACCUACCAUGAUGGCCCGUAAUCACGGCCACCUUGUGUGUAUUGCUUGCCAUGGAGGACUGUUUGCAAUGAAUGGUUUAGCAGAUUACUGUGCAAGCAAGUUUGCUGCUGUGGGUUUUGCUGAAUCCAUAGCUUUGGAACUUCUUGUUCUUGGAAAGGAAGGAGUUAAAACCACUAUUGCAUGCCCCUACUUGAUCAACACUACCAUGUUUGCAGGCUGCCAGACAAAGUGGCCUUCAUUUCUGCCUAUCAUGGAUCAGCAUGAUGCUGCAGAGAAGAUAGUGGACGCCAUCUUAAGAGAGAAGCUCUAUACGCUUCUGCCGUUUAGCUUAUACUUUCUGAUGGCCUUAAAAAGUGUCAUGCCGACCAAACUUGGAAUUAUUUUUGUAAACUUUCUGGGAGGCUUGGACCUCAUGGACCAGUUCAGUGCUGUGACGCUAUCACCUGCAGCCAGCUACAAGAAAACCCAGGAACCAGCCCAGCUUCCCAAAGAACAAACAAAUCUCAAACAAACAGCAGGAAAUAUCUCAGAGUACAAUUCAAAUGAGAGUGACCGGGUAUAGACGGGUAGAUGUACGGGAUGCAAUUUUCUGUUGCAAUGUGUUUGUUCUGUUACAAUACUUUGAGAAAAAUGAAUUAAACUAUACAUGGAAAGCCAUAUUUUCAUACAGAGAGUGAAAUUCAAGAAAUCUUCAUGUACUGAUAAACAGCUGCAUUUUCGAAAGACAAAGAACUAAAUCAAGAAUCAUAAGCCAGAUAAUCAGAAGUUCUCAAACUCGCAAAUUUGUUUUCAGGAGGGAUCACAACACCAUCAGACCACAAUGCAGCAAGGUAUUUUAUAUGUAUUAAUUAACAUUAAUUUUGAAACUCUGUCAGAUUAAGAAUACUACAGUGUGUCUUUUUGCUUUAUUAUUCCAGUUCAUUCACUACAAAAUCUAGAUGAGAUAUUGCUGUACCAGGAAGGCAAUAGAAGUUUCACCCAUUUCAGGUUUUAAUACAAGCUUGAUAAGCCACAGUCUGUAUGUAACAAGAUAAGGUGUGUCUUUUUAAACUUCUUGUAAAACCAGGAGCAGAUCAGACUGCUGUUCAGUGGGAAUCUUAUUUCCAUCCUUGUUCUAAUGCAUUUGUAAAUGGCCAGUUCAGACACUUUAAAGGUGGCCCCAGUUAGUUUGAGAACCACUGUUUAAAAUGUAUGAACUAACUGUUUCCGAGGAGGUAUGGCUUAUCCCCAAGUCUUGCUCUAAAGUUACAAAAUCUAUGUAAAAAUCAUGCUUUUGUAGCUUGAAUCUACUCAUUAACUUCUAAUUGAGUUAACACUUGUCAAGAUUUGUGCCUUCUUUUGGAAAUCGUGUGUUUUCAUGUUAGAUUUCAAAAUGUCAGAUUGUUCAAUUUGUGUCAGUUUUUCGUUAAGUAUAUGGAAAACUUCAACGCGUUAUGUAAUUGAAUAUGUUAACAUAACAUUAUUUUUUUUUGUUAUAUUUAGAGAUUCAAAUAUUAAACUACAAUAACCAAAAACUA
Molecule: messenger RNA, 2589 nt
Organism: Polyodon spathula (Mississippi paddlefish)
Lineage: Eukaryota; Metazoa; Chordata; Actinopteri; Acipenseriformes; Polyodontidae
Product: epidermal retinol dehydrogenase 2-like
Exons: 6
Coding region: 555-1634 (359 amino acids)
Cellular component (GO): lipid droplet
Molecular function (GO): oxidoreductase activity, acting on the CH-OH group of donors, NAD or NADP as acceptor
Source: RefSeq, a predicted model, not a curated record